This is a messenger RNA of Saccostrea cuccullata (small rock oyster), 1780 nucleotides long. Its product is annotated as QRFP-like peptide receptor. Gene Ontology annotation, biological process: cellular response to hormone stimulus; G protein-coupled receptor signaling pathway. Gene Ontology annotation, cellular component: plasma membrane. The record is from RefSeq and is a predicted model, not a curated record. Lineage: Eukaryota; Metazoa; Mollusca; Bivalvia; Ostreida; Ostreidae. Bases 444 to 1613 code for a protein of 389 amino acids. Gene Ontology annotation, molecular function: neuropeptide Y receptor activity; peptide binding. The transcript is spliced from 6 exons.
CAAAUUUCAAACAUUAUUUAGCAAUUAAUCAACUUUUUUUCUUUUCUUGUCAUGCUAAUCGAAGCGUGCAUUACAUUUAAUGAGGAAACAGAGUAGUUUAAUGUCCAUCAUUGUUUUUGUGUAUGUUCACCUGUGUAUUAGAUAAGUGAUCAGAAAUAAGAGAAUCAGUCUAUGUGGAAAUCUGUAAGUUGCUUUAGUAGGAGUGGAAUAAGUCGAUACACUAUAAGAAUUCGAUGUACUCACAAACGCCAGUCAGAGAGCAGACCGAUAAAUGGCGCAGAGAAUGUUCGGAUUAUUUUGCUAAUUACCCAGCAACGCGUUUCAUGUGCGCGUUCACUAACUUGUGGAGUUCUCCCGUAAUUAUUUUGAGAUCAUUACUUAUUUUAUGUGAAUGUGAUAAGUAGAUAAGGCCUUGAUACAUUUUUGAAUAAACGUUUCUAGCGAUGAAUCUAAACGAGACGUUUAAUUUUUCUGACUUUGAUACCCGGAAUCAUGAGUAUCCCCUACAUAUGCUCGAGUCAACGCCCGCCGGUGAGGCGGCUGUGAAAAUUACAGUAUAUGUUCUACUUAUUUUGAUAGCCCUAAUUGGAAAUACUCUCAUCAUAUUGGUGGUGCUUAAAAAUAAACGAAUGCAAACGACCACAAACUAUUUUCUUGUUAAUUUGGCGGUGUCCGAUUUGGUAGUUUCUUUAAGCUGCUCUUGGGUCCACCUGGUGGAUGAUUUGACUGAAGGAUGGGUUCUUGGAGAAUUUUUCUGUCCAUUCAACACUUUUGCUCAAGUGGCAUCUCUCGUAUCGAGCAUCCUUUCACUAACUUUGGUGGCAUGUGACCGUUUCUUUGGCAUAGUUUACGCCAUGAAAGCUCACAUCAUAGAAAGAAAAGCAAAACCAGUGAUUAUAGCAAUAUGGAUAGUUUUGACUGCAGUGGCAAUACCUAUGUUGAUAUACAGAAGAGUGCAUGAACGACAUUGGAAGAAUCACAUAGAAAAAUGGUGCGAUGACGUAGAAUGGUCAAUAGAUUUGGAAAAUGGAGAAUCCCAUUAUCAUCGGCCUGCCCGUGUUGCGUACUGGACAUGUGUUUCGGUCAUACUAUUUUUUCUGCCCAUCGUCGCCAUGUUUGGUGCAUAUUGUGGAAUAAUAAAAACACUUUGGUCAACUAAAAUACCAGGGGAGCGCGUUUACAAAGAAAAUAUGGUGCAAACAAAAAUGAAAAGAAAGGUGAUAAUUAUGCUGAUAGUUAUUUUGGCGGUGUUCGCUCUCUGUUGGUGUCCAUUACAGAUAACCAUUUUAUAUUCCGAGUAUAGAGGGAACCAUACUAAGAGGCUUGAAGAAUGGUAUAUACAUUUAGAAUUUUCCGCCAGAUUACUCGCAUUUUCAAAUAGUGCAUUUAAUCCUCUAAUAUAUGCCGGCUUUAAUGAAAACUUCAGGAAAGGUCUCUUCAAUCUUUUGGGUUGUUACAAAAAGAUACGUUGGACACCAGUCAAUCGAAUGGACUCGUUUAGAAGUACAACUUUAAAUUCGACAAAGUCAGAGCAUCUAGAUUUAAUUAACCGCCAUUAUUUUUCUAAAGAAAGCCUUGAGCGUCCAGCGUCAAAAGCGUUAUAUUCCAUAUAGAGAGACACGGAGAAGCACAACCACUGUAACAUUCAACGCCGUAGUGGCCGAGGAUGUGCUGUAACGGGAUCAUCUCAUACUCAUUGUAUAUUCAGACAUUUAUACAUGUUUUACUGUUGUUCUUUAUUGCAUGAUUUUAUGUAAUGAAUAAAAAAUGUUACUUUGUU